ACUCGACUCGAUCCACGUUCCCAGGACGGGACAGCGCUGAGAGGGAAGGGCCGUUUCUUGUUUGUCAUUGAUGCGUGCGCUCAUUAUCAACCGCGUCUCCACCGCACGCCCCAGACGACCGGGAUUCCUGGCCAGCCAUCGGGUGGGCGCGCCUCUGUUCUAAGCAGCAUCAAUCAAUUCCCAGGAAAUUUCUCAGCCCUCGCACAUCUCCGCCGCGCCCAUAAUACGAAAAGGCUUGGUGGAAGAAGGCGAGGUGCGCGCUCCGACGCUGCCGACUCUCGGCCGUGCCCUUUGGAAAAAGAGAGAGAGAGAAAAAAAAAACACUACGAACAGCCACCUAUCUUCUCCACACACGUACACACAAGCAUCCAUAACCUGUAUCCAUCUCUCGCUUCGCCGGCCCUGGCACUCUCACCGACCUACACCGUCCGUCCUCCUACGUCGACAAUUGUCAUCCACCCGUCCCCAUCUUCACGCCCUCCUCGGCCGGUUGUUGCAUGUAUUGCUGGUCACCGCCUGCGGGUCGACUCCCCGCUCCGCCAAGUCCCGUCUCCACGGGCACGGAUCAUUCAGUCGCCGCGUAGGAGGCCUGUAUUUUCUACCGCCUCGCUGCUGCACGUCUCCACCCGCGUUCCUUCCAUCUUCAACCCUCAGUCCCGUCGGCCUCGCCCUGCCUACCUCCCGACCUCCCCGUCGACCUCGGUAGCUCACUACCGUCGACGACGACAACCGCGGCCGCGACACAGUCCCCGACGGCUACUCCAGCGGCGACCACGCCCUUGCCUCUCCAACUGCCCAUCCGCUGGAGUUUGUUGCUGUCCGCCGGCCGCAGAGACAUGCAUGCAGUGAAGACGCCACCGUCAGACUCGCUCUUAUAGCCUGGCGCCAUGCGGAUAGCAAUCCGGGAGCAGCUCGCGCUGCUGGUGGUCCUGGCAACGCUGGUGGCACUGGCCGUCGUGUCGAUUCCGGUCUGGAUCUACGUUAACGACUUCGUCACCGGGGUCCAGCAGAAUGCCCUGGGCCUGACGGCCUCGCUCAAGGCGGCGCGCAUCGCCGCCGAGAUCGACCUUCUCCAAACCACCUGCCAGACCAUCGCCACCCGAGUCCUAAUCCAAAAGGCCAUAACGAGCUUCUACGACGGAACUAACACCACGGAUCAAUGGGACGCCGCUAACGACGACAUCCAGACGGCGCUGAACCAGCCCGGCUCUCCCGACCUGCUGCAGGCGCGCAUCUACUCGCGCAACUCUAGCGGCACUGCCGAGGGCCUGAUCAGCGUCACCUCCAAGAUGUUCCACAACAUCUCGCUCCCUUUCAAGAACGCUAAUGGCACAAACGCCAUCCUGAGCGACGUCCCCGGGGGCUACCCUGCCGUCCUCUACCCAAACAUCACAUACACAGACACGGGGCAGCCAAGUAACAUCUCACCCGACACCAACGUCUUCUAUGCCAACGCCUUUUCGGACCUUAGGUUGACGAGCGGGCUUUUUCUUGGGCCUCUGAUAGUAAACGAGACCUAUGCCAUUGUGUCGCUCACAGUCCCAGUUAGGGCCAACGGGAACAGCCUCGUUAUAGGUUACAUGACCCUGCUCGCCUCAGCCUCGACACUGCUUCAGAUCCGCAACUCGCCCGAGGGGCUCGGCCGCACCGGAAUGACGUUGAUUAUCGGUCCUCAUUCCCAGUCGAACCGUUUUAACGCGACGGAUCCGCCUAGCAACUCGACCUUUACGGUUCCUAAUAGAACCCGUUUCGUCUCCAGCACCGAGGUUCAGUUCAUACUCCCGCCCCGCGCCGCCAACGGCACAGCCGACCGCCAUUCGAACCAUAACUUUGAGUCUGGCGGCUACGACGAGGCCUUUGCGCUCGCCGACUUUCCAGCAGUCGCCACCAGCCUGACGAGCGUUCAGAAUAAAUCCAUCAACAAUGCCCAGGCGAAUUUGUGGACCACCAACGAGCAAGGCCUGAGCGUGUCCGUCGGUACCGCCCGCCCCAACUCGCCGUUUGUCCAGUGGGUUGUUGUUGUGGAGCAGGAGAGAGGCGAGGCCCUGGCUGCCAUCACGACGCUCAGGAACAUUCUGCUGGGCUGCGUGUUCGGCACGGCCGGGCUCAUGACGCUCAUCAUCUUCCCCUGCGCCCACGUCGGCGUGAGACCCAUCCGGGAUCUCAAGGUGGCCACCGAAAAGUCCAUUGCGCCUCCGGGAUACGACGACGACUACCCUGGCGGCGGCAACAGCGAGACGCCUGGGUCCGGCGUUCUAUCCUCGCUGUCGGAAAAGGGCUGGGUGGGGGCAAUACUGCGCAAGACCAGAGCAAGGAGGAAUCGUCAGCGGAACCAGGACCAGGACGGGAGCUCGUCUCAGCGGCGUGUCUUCAAGAUUCCCGGCAAGGUCACAGACCGCAAGCACUACAUCACAGACGAACUGACGGAGCUGACGGAAACGUUCAACGAGAUGACGGACGAAUUGUAUAAGCAGUAUACGUCGCUCGACGACAAGGUGGCCGAGAGGACCAGGGAGCUCGAGAUCAGCAAGAAGGCUGCCGAGGCCGCCAAUGAGAGUAAAACACUCUUCAUAGCGAACAUAUCGCACGAGCUCAAGACGCCCCUCAACGGCAUCAUGGGAAUGUGCGCUGUCUGUAUGGAAGAAACGGACGUCUCUCGGAUCAAGCAAUCACUUAAGACGUUAUAUAAGUCUGGCGAUUUGCUACUCCAUCUGCUCGAGGAUCUCUUGAGUUUCUCCAAAAACCAAAUUGGCCACCGGAUAGGGUUAGAGGAGAAAGAAUUUCGUCUAGGAGACAUACGUCAACAGCUCCUCGCGAUUUUCGAUAAGCAGGUGCGCGAGAGUGGGACGCAUUUCACCGUCGAAUUCACCGGUGGGGACGCUCUGGAGGGGACGGGCCCCGAGCGCCGCAGUAUGGAGACGAGACUUCCGGCCCUGGGCCCCAUGGGCACUGGCCGGCUCAAGGACAUGUGCCUCUGGGGCGACCAGCAACGGAUCCUGCAGGUCAUCAUCAACCUGGUUAGCAACAGCUUGAAGUUUACGCCUGCGGGCGGAAAGGUGGACCUGAGGAUCAGGUGCUUGGAGGAGAUCGACAACGCCAACGACGACACUAGUAGGACAUCGUCCUUUUCCCGGUCGGGCUCCGCCCGCGCCGGCCGGACGCGACAUAGGAUGGGCUCCUCGUCGGCACAUUCGACAAGCUCCAAGACGGCCGUCGCGCCGCCCACGUCGCAGCAGGGCACCGCCCUGGCCAUCAACCCGAUGGAGCCUAAAGGGCACAGCGGGCCGAUGGUGCAAGUUAGGGAGCGAUCGCCAACGCCGCCGCCGCCCAACGCCAAGUCGUUCCUGUUCGAGUUCGAGGUCGAGGAUUCGGGCCCGGGCAUUCCGGAACACCUGCGGGUGCGCGUGUUUGAGCCCUUCGUCCAGGGAGAUCUGGGUUUGAGCAAGAAGUUUGGCGGCACUGGUCUCGGCCUUAGUAUCUGCCAACAGCUCGCCACACUGAUGGGCGGCAACAUAACUCUGCGAAGUACCAUGGGUGUGGGCUCGGUGUUCACAAUGCGGAUUCCGCUCCGAUACGUCAAAGACAGGGCGUCUAGCACCGCAUCUAGUAGCAUCAAGUCGAGACCACCCAGCGUCGGCUCUGUAGACCUGGAUACUUCCAGACAGGCCCACACAAAGCCAACCACGGAUGGGAAGCACGCAUCUGUGCUGGAUAACAAGCCGCGUCUGGUUGGGCUUAGUCACCCCUUCUUCUCGCCGACACAGGGCCGGACGCCGAGCAAGGAGGAACAGGCGGCGGAACUUGAUCGUAAGAUCGCCAAGGCCGUGGCAGAAAAGGGCAGCAACCUGCGAGUACUUGUUGCCGACGACAACUCGACCAACAUCGAGGUCGUGAGCAAGAUGCUCAGGCUCGAGCACGUGUCGGACGUAACGGUCGCGACGGAUGGGCAGGAGGCGCUCGAGGUGGUCAAGUCCAACAUGGAGAAGAACCUCUUCUUUGACUUGAUCUUUAUGGAUAUUCAGAUGCCCAACCUGGACGGUCUUCAGAGCACGCGGCUCAUCCGAAAAAUGGGCUACUCGGCUCCCAUUGUGGCGCUGACGGCCUUCUCCGAGGAGAGCAACGUCAAGGACUGUCUGGAGUCUGGCAUGAACGAGUUCUUGGCCAAGCCCAUCCGCCGCCCUGCACUCAAGCAAGUUUUGAAGAAGUUCGCCACGAUACCCGAGGAACCCGAAACGGCAUCCCUGACGCGCAAGACAACGCCAGAGAAGAAGCCAUCGCCGCCGAACUCGCCAUCCAUUGUCCCCGAGCCGCCGCUCAUCGUCCCAGAGACGCAGCCACAGACCCCGGAUCCUGACAUCCAGACCAACGGAUCCGCCAAACCCGCAGAACACAUGAAUGGGUCAGCUACAGGCGGCCACGUUCUUCCUGGGGCAGUUGCGACGUGACCGAUCGAGCCUGCCGGCUAGUAUAGUAUAUACUUGCAACUAUCGCUCUUGAUCGGAUCCGUGUCCGCAUCCCUAGCCUGAGGCCACGCUCUCCCAUAUAGGCGCCACGCCGUCGGUCUAGAUGGCGAUGAUCACCGAGGUCCACACCGGAUAUCUCUCCUUUCCGACGCCUCCACCGAUAACACAACAUAGGGAAAAAGCAGGACCUGUGUUCACAGAGGCCCAACCUUUCUGUCACGAGAGGCGUGUCAUCUGUAUUUUGUUUGGUAGAUGGGGCGUUUAGCAUACACGUUUGAAACCCCAUGUUUAACUGGCCCUCGGGGAACCUUGGGGGCAUACGUCGCUUUCUCCGCUGUUGUGGGCAUACAGUUUGGUUUGUUUUCUACUUUUCUCACCACCCGGGCGUGCACUCGUUUGUCUCGGUUGUCCUUUUUGGGGGUGCGAGGCAAGGUUUCUCGGAAAAAAUCAGGGAUUAUGGAGCGGUAUACUUGUUUUUCAUCAUUAUCGGCGGCACCUUUUGUGUUUUUCUCCUUUUUUACAUCUCUACAUCCUUUUAGUACCUUCUUGGGCGGUCAUCGGCUGUUGGUCUGACUCGCAUUCCCUUUGGUGGCCAUGCUUCUCAGCCCCUAUUUUCCGU
Molecule: messenger RNA, 5082 nt
Organism: Gaeumannomyces tritici R3-111a-1
Lineage: Eukaryota; Fungi; Ascomycota; Sordariomycetes; Magnaporthales; Magnaporthaceae
Product: osmosensing histidine protein kinase SLN1
Exons: 2
Coding region: 888-4445 (1185 amino acids)
Biological process (GO): phosphorelay signal transduction system; protein autophosphorylation
Molecular function (GO): phosphorelay sensor kinase activity; histidine phosphotransfer kinase activity
Source: RefSeq, a predicted model, not a curated record